AACUUUGGAUUGAUUGCUAUCGGUAUGACAAAUUACGCAGAAUUAAUACAAAUAACUAUAUUGAAGCAUACUAUAAAAAAAUAAAGUAUCUUUAUCUCACAACACGUCUCAAUAGAUGCAUUGAUUUCCUCAUUCAUGAGUUAACAGUUAAUAUAUUGCAUAAUUAUUGUCAAGAGACCAUUCAAUACGAGUUGGGCAUUGGAUGGAUGAGGGAGUCUAUAUUUAUUGUUAAAUCAGCUCACGAUGAAGGCGAUUAUAUACAUAUAUUUGCAGUUUCACAUAAAUACAAAAUUAAUAUACCAGAUUAUGCUACUUACUUACUUUUUGAUAAAUAUGUUAAUAAUGUUUUUGAGGUUGAGGUUGCUGAGAUUGCUGAAGUUGCUGAUGUUGGUGCAGGUGUCAUUGCUGGUAAGGUUGCUGAUGUUGUUGUUGCAGGUGUCAUUGCUAAUGAUAGUGGUGCUAAAAGUGUAAGUUGUGUUGUUAGUAAAGUUGCUGAUAAUACUACUAAUAAUCAAGAAAAAGAAAGUAAGAUAAAUAAUUGUCUUGAUCAAUGGUUAGAGUGUCUAAAGAUGCUUCAUCAGGAAGUUAAUCUUAAUAAGGUUACAUUAAGUGAAAAGGAAAAUGUAAUUAAAGAACUUGAGAAAAUUUGUAAUAUUUUCUUAUGUGUUUAG
Messenger RNA from Cetraspora pellucida, 671 nucleotides. Lineage: Eukaryota; Fungi; Glomeromycota; Glomeromycetes; Diversisporales; Gigasporaceae. The record is from the annotation of a GenBank genome assembly.